This is a messenger RNA of Bipolaris victoriae FI3, 1458 nucleotides long. RefSeq lists its product as hypothetical. The coding region runs from base 1 to 1458 and encodes 485 amino acids. Lineage: Eukaryota; Fungi; Ascomycota; Dothideomycetes; Pleosporales; Pleosporaceae. Gene Ontology annotation, cellular component: nucleus; cytoplasm. The record is from RefSeq and is a predicted model, not a curated record. The transcript has a single exon. Gene Ontology annotation, molecular function: protein binding.
AUGAUCACGCCGCUACAUCAGGCUGUACUUCAGCUGUCUGGUGAUCCGAAAAAGGACACUUCGAUCGUUGAUAUGUUACUUGCGACAGGAAAGUGUAGGCUCAUGGAAGGCGAAGAUAUAAGCUCUACUAUUUUCGUCAACGUACUGCGUAGAUUUGAACGUUGGGAAAAUGGAUUGGCCAAGGAACUAGCAUUCCGAAUGCUAGACUCAAUAUCGGACGUCAACGAGGACCGCUCCGAAGACGGUUGUACGCUCAUGCAUGCUGCAUACAAUGAGCCUGAGCUGAUAGACAAGCUCCUGCAGAAAGGUGCUGAUAUCAACGCCAAGAACAAACACGGCGUGACACCUUUUCUCAUGGCUUGUAGAUCGGAGCCAGGGGUACUUGAAUUUCUGGUCUCGCGAGGUGCUGAUGCAUUUGCUAUCACCAUCAAUGGCCGUUCAGCACUGCAUUUCGCCGUUGAUGGCCGUUCAGCACCGCAUUUCGCUGCUGCCAAAAGUCGUACAGCAGUACUCGAGUACCUCCUCAAUCUGGACGUUGCGGGAAAAGGCAAAUUGGAUAUCGAAGCCAAAGACAACGAGGGACAUACGCCUCUGAUGAUAGCAACGGGAAGAUUCCACGAAGAAGCAGCACUGUGCCUGCUCGACCACGGCGCAGCACCCACCGGCCACUGUUCACACAAUGGAAAGGACACAACACUGCAUGAUGCAGCCUACUACAGCAUGCACCGCGUCACAGACCGAAUCCUUGCAGACCCAGACUCAAUCAACGAAAUCAACACCCUCAAUAUCGAAGGCCAGAGUCCCCUAGCAGUCGCAUGCAAUGCACCCUCCCCUACCAUCGUCCCCACCCUCCUCUCCCACGGCGCCCACAUCAACGACGCCAACCCCCUAGCCGGCGCGACCCCCCUCCACAUUGCCCUCCAACGCCCACACAACAUGGGCCGCCGCGACUCCCACUAUGGCGACCCAGCCUUAAUCCUGCUCAACCACCCCUCCAUCGACAUCACCCCCCGCGACUCCCACCUCCGCACCCCACUCCACCUCGCCUCCCUCCACCACAACCUCCCCGCCACCUCCCUCCUCCUCUCCAAAUCCGCCUCCCCAAACUGCACCGACAAAUACGGCAAAACACCCUUAUCCUACGCCUCAAACCCCCACAUCGCUCUCUUACUCCUCGACCACGGCGCCAACGUAAAUCACGCGGAACCAAACGGCUGGACGCCUGUGCACAGGGCGAUUGAGAGGUGCUGGGUCAAUGCGUUUGAGGUACUCGUACGGCAUGGCGCGGAUUUGGAGGCCAAGACUAACGAUGAUGGGUUGAGUGCGAGGGAGAGGAUGAGGAGUAUGGGCGGGUUUGAGAGGUGGGUUAGGAAGGAGGGCGAGUUUUUGUUUGAGGAUGUGGAGAUGGAGAAGAGAAGGGUUAGGGAGUUGAAUGGGUUGAGGGAGGAGGGGGAAUAA